Messenger RNA from Acanthamoeba castellanii str. Neff, 2301 nucleotides. Its product is annotated as mitochondrial helicase twinkle, putative. The transcript has 15 exons. Gene Ontology annotation, biological process: mitochondrial DNA replication. The record is from RefSeq and is a predicted model, not a curated record. NCBI's taxonomy places the organism in Eukaryota, Discosea, Longamoebia, Acanthamoebidae. Gene Ontology annotation, cellular component: mitochondrion. Gene Ontology annotation, molecular function: 5'-3' DNA helicase activity; single-stranded DNA binding; zinc ion binding. The coding region runs from base 1 to 2301 and encodes 766 amino acids.
AUGCGUGUUGGUGGUCAGAGGAUUGCUGCGGGGAGAAACGCGGAACUAUGCCGCCAGCCCGCCGGCUUAUGGUUGGGGAGAACUGAGGCAUCCGUGAUGGGAUGGAGCAGAUGGACGUCUGCACCGCCCCCUCUCGGCCACGCGCGACCUGUGCUCGAACCGCUACUGCGCAGUAGAGGCUGCAGCCCUCGUUGGUUGGGUCGCUCCUUUGCUACACGCUCGGCACCGGCCUCAUCUUCAUCCUACGCUCGCAAAUCUGCCGUCCCCUCAUCAUCAUUCGCCUCCUCUGCGCGCCCCGUGGGCAGUGUAAGUGGCGGCGGUGCGCCGUUCGUGUCCUCCCACUUCUCCAUCAGCGAAGAUGAGAUCACCCACUUCUUCAGCCGGAAGAGCCUCGUGUGGAAGCGGAGCGGCGAGGAGCUCGUCGUGCAGACGUGCCCCACCUGCCCCGACCACAAAUACAAGAUGGACAACCUCUUCAAGCUCUACAUCAGCAAGCGCACCGGCCAGUUCUUCUGCCACCGCUGUGGCAACAAAGGUUCGUGGUUCGACUUCAAGAGGCUGUAUGGCGAGAUUCCGUACACUGCGCCCAUGUCGGCACCCGUGCCGGCCUCGGGAGAGGUCGCGCACGACCACCAGCACCACCAGCACGCGCCAGCUCCGGGCCUGCAGGAAGAAAGAGAGAAACCGCUGCCAGACCACGACGUUGUCUCCAAGUACCCCUUGGCCCUCUUCAACGAGUAUCCGCAGGUCUUGACCUUUCUCACCGGCAACAAGACCAAAGUGCAGCGACACUUGUCCGAGGAAGUGAUUCGCAAAUACAAGGUGGGAGCCACCAAGUACGCAUUUGGCGGGGACUCGGAACAGUGCGUGACCUUUCCCUGGAUCGACGCCGACGCCGAGGGCAGGAACUCCAUCAGGCGAUUGAAGAUUCGGUCGAUAAAGAACAAGGCCAACCAGCGAUUAACCCCAGCCGGCGGGCAAUGGGGGUUCUUCGGUUGGCACACGGUGCCCGCCGAUGCCAAGGAGAUCGUAAUCACCGAGGGCGAGUUCGACGCCAUGGCCGUCUAUCAGGCCACAGGGCUGCCGGCCAUUUCGCUGCCCAACGGAGCCCACUCGCUCCCCGUGGAGCUGCUGCCCCGACUCGAGCGGUUCGAGAAGAUAUACCUCUGGAUGGACGACGAUAUCCCGGGCCAGGAGGGCGCCGCCAAGUUCGCCCAGAAGCUGGGAAUUAAGAGGUGUCUGCUGGUGCGCACGAAGCAGGGCGACCCCGAAGGCCCGAAGGACGCCAACGACGCCCUUCGCGCGGGCAAGGACCUGAAUGCGAUAUUGAAGAAGGCCGGCAGGACGCCGCACCAGCAGGUCAUCUCGUUCCAGGACAUCGCGGACGAGGUGUAUCGCAACAUCUGUUCGCCCGACGAGCUCGCCGGCGUGCCGUCGAAGAUGUUCCCCUCCCUGACCAAGAUAUUGAAGGGGCAUCGCAAGGGCGAGUUGACGGUGUUCACCGGCCCGACCGGCGUGGGCAAGACCACGCUUCUCAGCCAGCUCUCCCUCGACUUCGCGAUGCAAGGCGUGCGCACUCUCUGGGGCAACUUCGAAAUCAAGAACACCUACCUCGCACAGAAGAUGCUCCUCCAGUACGCCGGCAAGAAUUUGGCCGAGCUGCAGGACAGAGCGCAGUGGGACGAGGCCUCGCGGGCCUUCUCCGACCUGCCCCUGUACUGGAUGCGAUUCCACGGGAGUACCAGCGUUGACCAGGUGCUCGACGCCAUGGACUACGCCGUCUACGUACACGACGUCGAACACGUCGUCCUCGACAACCUACAGUUCAUGCUCAGUGGUCAGGCCUGGGGCCAAGAGGGCGUGGCCGCGGGCAACAAGUUCGACAUCCAGGAUCGCGCGCUCGAGGAGUUCCGACGGUUCGCCUCCACCAAGAACGUACACAUCACCCUCGUCAUCCACCCGAGGAAGACCGAAGACGAUCGGCCGCUCAACGUCGCGUCCGUCUUUGGCAGCGUCAAAGCCACACAGGAGGCCGACAACGUGUUGAUCCUGCAGUACAACAAGGGCGAGGACUGGAAGUGGCUCGAGGUCGCCAAGAAUCGAUUCGACGGCGAACUGGGGCCGAUUGCGCUCCAGUUCAACAAGAGGAACAAGUCGUAUCGCGAGAUGCCCACCACGGGCCUGCUCAACAAGGCACGCAAGGGCGCCAGCAAGGGCGCAUCCAACCAGCCAGACGACCCACAACCCGCCACCGCUUCCUCCUCCACCACCAGCACCACUCCCACCACCAAGGCUGGGUGA